AUGAAAGGGAACCUCCUGCAACACUUGAUCAAUGACAAGCAGUGGCCAACAGCCUACCCCACCUUCAACUGCUCUACACGAACAAGUUAUUUGUACCAAAUCCUACAAGGAAUUGUGUUUUGUCACUCUAGAAGAGUUCUUCACAGAGACUUAAAACCUCAAAAUCUAUUGAUUGAUGACAAAAGAACAAUUAAACUGACCGAUUUUGGGCUUGCCAGAGCUUUUGGAAUACCUAUUAGAGUUUAUAAACAUGAGGUAGUAACUCUCUUGUAUAGAUCACCAGAAGUAUUGCUGGGGUCAGCUCGCUAUUCGACUCCAGUUGACAUUUGGAGUACAGGCACCAUAUUUGCAGAGUUAGCAACUAAGAAACCACUUUUCCACAGGGAUUCAGAAAUUGAUCAGCUCUUCAGGAUUUUCAGAGCUUUAGGCACCCCCAAUAAUGAUAUGUGGCCAGAAGUAGAAUCUUUACAGAAUACAUUUCCCAAGUGGAAACCAGGAAGCCUAGCAUCCCAUGUCAAAAACUUGGACAAAAAUGGCUUGGAUCUGCCCUCGAAAAUAUUAGUCUAUGAUCCUGCCAAACAAAUUUAUGGCAAAAUGGCACUGAAUCAUCCAUACUUUAAUGAUUUGGACAGUCAGAUUAAGAAGGUGUUUCUGUAUGUUGGAUCAAGAACAUAUCCUUUUACUUGUAACUAUUUUUGUCAUGUGUACUUAUCUUUUUUGUAA
Messenger RNA from Orycteropus afer afer, 723 nucleotides. RefSeq names its product cyclin-dependent kinase 1-like. The record is from RefSeq and is a predicted model, not a curated record. Gene Ontology annotation, molecular function: RNA polymerase II CTD heptapeptide repeat kinase activity; ATP binding; cyclin-dependent protein serine/threonine kinase activity. NCBI's taxonomy places the organism in Eukaryota, Metazoa, Chordata, Mammalia, Tubulidentata, Orycteropodidae. Gene Ontology annotation, cellular component: nucleus. The transcript has 3 exons. Bases 1 to 723 code for a protein of 240 amino acids. Gene Ontology annotation, biological process: G2/M transition of mitotic cell cycle; mitotic G2 DNA damage checkpoint signaling; protein phosphorylation.